Molecule: messenger RNA, 2701 nt
Organism: Pogona vitticeps (central bearded dragon)
Lineage: Eukaryota; Metazoa; Chordata; Lepidosauria; Squamata; Agamidae
Source: RefSeq, a predicted model, not a curated record
UCCUGUUUCUCUCUGUAAUGAGAAGUGCCUCCCUGGCUACAGGAAGAAGAAGAAAGAAGGGGGACGUUUCUGCUGUUAUGACUGUAUUCCAUGUCCAAAAAGUUGGAUAUCUGGCAAACCUGGUAUUAUCAGCCUGGAGAUUUCAUCUAUGGAGGCAUCUUGUAUCAGUCUACUUUCUUAUACAAGCCACCAAGCUUCAGAGGAAAAUCAUCUGCAUCUAUACAAGAUAAUACUGUAGUAACUGAAAACUACCAACAUGCCCUCGCUCUGGCAUUUGCUGUUAAUGAGAUCAAUGAGAAUCCACAACUGUUACCCAAUAUUACUCUGGGAUUCAACAUUUAUGGUAGCCUUCUGGUUACAAUGUGGAUUUAUCAUGCUACACUACAAUUUAUUUCUCCAAAGAACAGUUUCACCCCCAACUACAAGUGUGGCAACCGGGACCAUCUAUUGGCAGUCAUUGAGGAACUGACCUCCAGGCUCCUUGAUGAGAUACCAUAUAUUCUGGGCAUGUACAAGAUUCCACAGCUCGUAUAUUGUUAUGGUACAGUCAACACAGAGAUCACCAGCACCUUCAGCUUAUAUGAUAUGGUCCCAAAAGGAAUCCAGCAAUACCGGGGAAUCUUCUUGUUAGUUCAGCAUUUUAAUUGGAGGUGGAUUGGAUUCCUUGCUGCAGAUACAAGGACCUUGAAUUGGUUCAGUCAAAAUAUGCUUCCAGAAUUUUCUAGGAGUGGCAUCUGCUUUGCUGUCAUAGAGUCCUUAACCAAUUUGGAUUAUGAGGCUGGGAAUAUGAAUGGCAUAGUAAAAAUGUAUAAUACAGUCCUAAAUAGCAACGCCAAUGUGUUGAUCUUCUCUGGAGACUCACAUAGAAUGACAAUACUGAGGUGGACAAUCACAACGGCAAUGAAAGUUGCAACAGAAAGACCGAAAGGCAAACUUUGGAUUCUGACAAUUGGAAUGGAGUUAAAACAUAUCAGUGGACAAACAACUUGGGGCGUUCAAGACUUCCAUGGUUCUAUAUCCUUUUCACUUCGUGCCGAGGAACUUCUAGGAUUUCAGCAAUUUCUUUGGAGAAGAAACCCUUCCAAUGCUCCUGGUGAUGGUUUCAUCAAAGACCUCUGGACUCAUGCAUUUGGCUGUACCUUCCAGGAUUCUGUUGAGGGAGAUGAGAGUCAAGAUGUGUGCACUGGAGAGGAAAAGUUGGAGAGCCUCCUCAACCACAUCUUCCCAAAGAGUACAACAUGGGAGAGCUACAGUAUCUACAACGCUGUCUAUGCCGUGGCUCAUGCUUUGCAUGACAUGUAUUCAUCCACUCUGCUGAGGAGAAAUAGACGGAUACUUGAGAAUUUUACACUUUGGCAGCUCCACCAGGUUUUGAAGUCUGUGAGAUAUAACAACAGUGUCAGGGAAAAGAUUUUCUUUGAUUACAGUGAGGAGCUUCUUCCACGAUUUGACAUCAUCAAUUGGGUUACCUUUCCAAAUCAUUCUUUCUAUGGAAUGAAGGUUGGAUGGAUGGACCCCAUGGAUCCUACAACUCAAGCACUCACCAUUAAUAAGGAUGUCAUGGUCUGGCACAAGUGGUUUAACCAGACUCAGCCUGUUUCCCUCUGUAAUGCCAAGUGCCUCCCUGGCUACAGGAAGAAAAAGAAGGAAGGGGAGCCUUCUUGCUGCUAUGAUUGCAUUUUGUGUCCACAAGGAGGGAUAUCUGACAAACCUGAUAUGGCUGACUGUUUCAAAUGCCAUGAAGACCAUUAUCCAAACAAGGAUCAGAAUGUAUGCAUUCCCAAGACAGCAACUUUUUUAUCGUACGAAGAACCUUUGGGUAUCAUUUUAGCCACUUGUGCUCUUUUAUUUUCGCUUAUCUCUGCUGUCAUACUAGGCAUAUUUAUGAAGCAUCAAGAAACCCCUAUUGUCAAAGCGAACAACUGGAGGCUCACCUACACUCUUCUUAUUUCUCUCCUUCUCUGCUUCCUUUGUGCGUUGCUCUUCAUUGGCCGCCCUGAGAAGGCGACCUGUCUCCUUCGACAAAUUGCUUUUGGCAUCAUCUUCACAAUGGCUGUUUCUACUGUACUGGCCAAAACCCUCACUGUAGUUCUAGCUUUUAUGGCCACACAACCAGGAUCCAAGAUCAGGAAGUGGAUGGGAACAAAAUUGACGAGCUCCAUUGUUCUUUCUUGCUGCAUAAUUCAAGCAAGCAUUUGCCUUGUGUGGCUGGAGACCUCUCCUCCUUUUCCUGAUACUGACAUGCAUUCACUGCCAGAACAAAUUAUACUACAAUGCAAUGAGUCAUCACCUCUAAUGUUCUUCUCUGUCCUCAGCUACAUGGGAUUUCUAGGUAUGGCAUGUUUCAUUCUGGCUUUCCUUGCCCCGAAAUUGCCUGACAGUUUUAAUGAAACUAAGUUCAUCACUUUCAGUAUGCUGGUGUUUUGUAGUGUGUGGUUGACAUUUCUUCCAACGUAUAUGAGCACCAAAGGCAAAUAUACAGCAGCUGUGGAAGUCUUUUCUAUCUUAGCUUCUGGUGCUGGGUUGCUGGCUUUCAUCUUUGUCCCCAAAUGCUACAUUAUUCUUUGGAAACCUGAAUUGAAUAAGAAGGAGCAUUUUAGUAGGAGAAAAUACUGAACCGGGCCUCUGACUGUAGCUGAUUUCUAUAAUGAUCUCUAUAAAGCUUCUGACCUUUUCUCAUUUUACCAAGUGACCUUCUAGU